GGGGUCUUUCCUACCCGAGUCCCAUAUUCUUGCAGUAAGCUGAUGGGGGUCUUCCCAGGACUCGACGCCAGCAUCUGCUCUACACUGUGGAAAAUCAAGAAGAGAAAAAGAAAUAUUCAAGAGAUGCCAAUAACAGAGACAUGUAAUUGAAGUUGGAUUGGCAGGGGGUCAACCAAAAAAGAAGGAAGUGGACACAGCACGUGUAAAGCAAAGCAGCACCUAAAAGGCUGGCAGCCACGCUACUUUGUUCUGGACCAAGGCAUCUUGUCCUACUAUGAUUCACAGGAUGAUGUUGAUAAAGGGAGCAAGGGUAGCAUUAAGAUGGCCGUGUGUGAAAUCCGAGUGCAUCAGGCAGAUAGCUGCAGAAUGGAUCUCUAUAUACCAAAGGAGCAGUGCUUUUACCUGCGAGCAGACAAUGUAGCGGAUAGACAAAGAUGGUUGGUGGCCCUAGGUUCGGCCAAAGCCUGCUUGGGGGACAUUGAAUCUCAAAAAUCUAAAGAUGUGCUGCCAGAUAAUGACAGUCUUAGUCGGAAGCUGUCAGAGUUGCGGCUCUUCUGUGAUCUACUCAUGGGGCAAGUGGCAGAAGUUAAAGAAGCAGUGACUACAGAGGAGACAGGAGCUGCACCAAACAAGGAGAAGCUGAACACUGCGUGCUCCAACCUACAGGGAACAUGCUCUUACAUCUGUUCUACUUUAGAUGAAUGUAUAACGUAUGUUAACACUAGCCUGCAUCUGCAGAAACAAGACCCCCCUCUACCAGUCUUACCUGGGGAUGUGGUUGGCAGCAAACUUCCCCUGAGUCGAAAGGUUAAACGCUCUCUUAGUCAGCCUGUUGAAUCAGCACCACCAAGGACUCCUAAUUCCCCAAGGCAGGGUGAUGGAGUUACCGUUAUAAAGAAUCUGGAGCAAAUGGCGAUGAGGUUACAUUCCCAAGAACGAAAGUACUUGGCAGCCAGUAAUGCAACAUCUGGAUGAAGAGCCUAGUCCAGUACUAAAACAG
Messenger RNA from Hyla sarda, 1000 nucleotides. RefSeq names its product pleckstrin homology domain-containing family A member 3-like. Gene Ontology annotation, biological process: retrograde transport, endosome to Golgi; receptor recycling; endosome organization. Gene Ontology annotation, cellular component: recycling endosome; trans-Golgi network; early endosome. The record is from RefSeq and is a predicted model, not a curated record. The transcript is spliced from 8 exons. Bases 322 to 975 code for a protein of 217 amino acids. Lineage: Eukaryota; Metazoa; Chordata; Amphibia; Anura; Hylidae.